Closterium sp. Naga37s-1 is the source of this 519-nucleotide messenger RNA. NCBI's taxonomy places the organism in Eukaryota, Viridiplantae, Streptophyta, Zygnematophyceae, Desmidiales, Closteriaceae. The record is from the annotation of a GenBank genome assembly.
AUGGGAAGGACGAAUCUAACGGACUGGCCGACAAUGGGAAGGAUCCGGCGGCCUUCGCGCGAUGGUUGGUUGCGCGCAGCACUUGGGGAGUACUCAGCACAAUUUCUCGGCACCUUGACGGCUCACCAUUUGGGGACGCCCUACUUUUACCUCACGUCGAUGGAUCCCUCUGCUGCUGACGUGGCAGCAGAUCCUCGCGCCUCAUUGGCUGUCAGCGCCAUGCCUCUAGGCACAUGCGGUGACGCAGACCCUGAAAGCCCGCUCUGUGCCAAGCUGACUCUUUCAGGACAGCUGCACCGUGUGCUCGACCCCGAAGAGCUCUCAUUCGCCGAACACGCCCUCUUCACUCGACACCCCGAGAUGCAGACUUGGCCGAAGGACCACCAUUUUCAAGUGUUCAAGCUUGUCCUCGCUAAUGUCUUCCUCAUUAAUGGCUUUGGUGGACCCAGGCACAUCACUGUAGAACAGUACUACAGUGCAUCGUCUGGCAUUUCUGAUUCAACUCUUACGAGGGGCUAA